This is a messenger RNA of Anas platyrhynchos (mallard), 1680 nucleotides long. It is a transcript of the gene DCDC2B, whose product is annotated as doublecortin domain containing 2B. Lineage: Eukaryota; Metazoa; Chordata; Aves; Anseriformes; Anatidae. The record is from RefSeq and is a predicted model, not a curated record. Gene Ontology annotation, cellular component: microtubule organizing center; microtubule. Gene Ontology annotation, biological process: intracellular signal transduction.
UUUGCAGGUUGUUUGAUGUGGCCUCCGGUCUGGCCCACAGCUUCCUCCUGCUGGGCCUGCAGCCCUGGAGACGGCCAGUUGCUCAGGGGACUGCUGGGGAGGGACAGCAGAACACGAAGACGGCUGCUCAGAAGGCUUCAGGCUGGGCAGGAGGCUGACCACAGCUCUCCUCCGUGCUCUGCGCUGGUUCCUGGGGCUUUGACCCACGGGGAUGAGCUCCAGAGGCUUAGCUCUGGCACCUCCAGCCAAGAAGGUGGUGGUGUACCGCAACGGGGACCCCUUUUUCCACGGGAAGAAGUUUGUGGUGAACCAGCGGCGGUUCCUGACCUUCGAGGCGUUUCUGAAGGAGGUGACCAGGAGCAUUCAGGCGCCCCUGGCCGUGAGGAAUCUCUACACCCCCAGGCACGGCCACCGCAUCGCUGAGCUGGGGGACCUGCAGGAUGGGCAGCAGUACGUGGCUGCGGGGUUUGAGAAGUUCAAAAGGCUCAACUAUUUAGACCAGGCAAGGAAGGAGCUCCGUGGGACCAGUAAGAGCAGCGGCGUGCAGUCCCACACCGUAGCUCCCUGGAAGUCAAACAUCGCAGCACGACGGCAGAAGCACGCCCACCUUGCCAUACAUGUUUUCCGGAAUGGGGAUUUGCUGAGCCCUCCUUUCCAGCUGCUGUUCUCUCAGAGCGCCCCGCUGCAGUGGGACACGCUCCUGGCUGUGCUGACAGCAAAAGCUGAUCUGCGCAGCGGAGCUGUUAACAGGCUCUGCAGGCUGGAUGGCACGCAGGUACUUGGCAAGGAGGAGCUGGUGAAUGGUGGUUACUACGUGGCUGUGGGGGCUGAGGAGUACAAAAAACUGCCUUACUUUGAGCUGCUGGUGCCCCAGGAUUCCACACACAGGACACCGUGGAACCAUCCAGAUAGACGCAAAAAGCACAGCAGAAAGGCAAGGACUGCAGGCACAGCACAAAAGCCCACAGCAGGGAGAAGGGAUGGCAGCGAUGCUGAGGGUGAGGAUCACUGAAUGAUGUUUUCCCUCGGCAGCAAUCCUGCUCUGAAGAGCUCACAAAGGGACGGUGAUGGGAGGACAGCGAGGUACGCUGCUGUCUGCCCGGCUGCAGAUAACAAAAGCAUGCGAGUCCAAGGUCUGUGUAACGUUAUAGGCUGGCCAAGCUUUUUGGUGAAUUAACAGACUCUUAGCAGGCACCCGAAUUAUCUGGGCUUGAGAAAGACUACCAGUGAACCAUGAACCACGUGCACGUUUCUAUUAAACAAUGCAAAACGUUCCUCCUUUCCUCAGCUCUGUGGGUGAUGAUGUGGCAGAGAACAGGGCUGCUUUUCUGAGCUUUAAUUUAAAAAAGCAGUUUGUAGCUGAACUUGGGAAGUACGAAUUACCACACAGAACAUGCUCCUUUCUAACAAAAGAUUCCUUCCAUACAAAGUCAGUCGAUCCCAGAAGGUCCAUUUGAAUUAUUUAUUAGAAAGUUAUUACCCCUCUUCCCAUCCCUGCUUUAAAACACCCACAGGAAAAAAGCUCCUUAAGACACUAAAUAAGCUGUCCUUGUGCUAUGCCUUGCUCCACCCUGGUGCUUGGUGAGUCUAAUCCAUGCUCCAGGUGUGUCAGAAUGAGAGCCAAGCGGUCAGCGGCUGAGCCAGGAGCUCCCCUCAUGCCACGGGGUCAUGUUUAAAUGC